UGUUUUAAUGCCCAAGAGGUUUGACACAUCCACUUUGACAGUUCAGAAAUAAAAAUAUUCCACAACGAAUUUGUAUGUUCAUCAUUUUUCUUUGAAUAUUUUCUUUUAAAAUGUCGAUUUAUCAAACAUCAUUAUCUGAAAUUGAAAAGGAUAUACUAAUAAAAACAGAAGUUUGCGAAACUGAUGAAUUUCGUAUAAAGACUGAGCUAGAAAAUUUACAUUUGGUUGGGGAAACGGAUCCACAGAUUUCGGCCAUCGAUGAUAUCACCACCGCAUUCAACUUUAUGUACAAAUUACUUGAUGAAAUAAAAGGAAUCGCAACACAUAAGGAGCGUUUGGGUAAAACUCAGCGUGUCAUUGGCUUAUCGACAUCGUUGCUUCAACUAGUUACACAGUACGAAAGGGAUUUCAACAUAAAUCCAGACAGUACAACUCAAGAUGGCACACAAAUUGGCUCAUUAAUAUGGUAUCGUGGUGUUUUGGGUGUCAUUGAAGAGCUUCGGAAGAUUUUGAUAGUAGAAGCACAAAACGCAGCUGUUGAUAAUGAAACCGCUGCCCUUCGGUUCGAGAAUCUUUUGAAGAUAAAGAAGAAGUGGCAACGAAAAGCACAACGCCGUUAUCCAGGGGCACGUUAACACAAAAUGUUAUCGAUGUUUUGUAUGUACAAAAUCAAUUGGUACAAUAAAAAAGCGUGCUUGAAACUGGGUGUUGUUUUUUUAGUCGAUUUAUUUGGUAUUAUUUUAUUCGAUGUUAUUUUGGUGGACGACAUUUCAAAUAUUUGUCGUUCGGCUCGACGGACGGACGGACGGACGAACAAAUACAAAAUCUCAAGUUUCGAAAACUUCAACAUGAAUAAACUUGGAAGCCACGAAAACUUCUGCUGUCGCAAAAUGUCAAAUGUCAGCUGGUCUAUCUUUUGAUGUUAUGGAUGUUGUGAAUGUUACCGAAUUUAAAUUUGCUUGUUUUUUGCUCAUGGAACGAGUUUGAACCAUAUCUAUUUUAAGCCUAAACAUUGAAUAUUCUUUCCUACAAUACUAGUCACAUCAUUUGAGAAAAAAGAUUGACAACAUUUUAUUGACACAUUUCAAAAUGUAUAUUCGAUUGAUUUAUACAAUAAAAAAAAAUUAUAAAAAAUUAUUAAUUUGAUAACCCACAAAUAUUGCAAUACAGCACAAAAUUAAAAGAAGUAAUUUUGAUGAAGCUUUCCAAAUUUUUCUUACACAUGAUUCUUAUCGUCUUUGAUAUUGUUGUUCUAUCGAUAUGGAAUAUGGAAUAUCGAUAUGGAAUAUGUUUCGUUUCCGGUCAUUUAAAAAACUGAAAGUUCACUGAAUUGAGUGAUGAAUGAAUCAAUAAAAAUUCGUAUACUAGUUUUAUAUGCAUAUUAUGGCUACUUGUUUUUUAUGUGUUUAGUACGAUAUUUGAUUUAAAAUUUUACUUUUUGAUAAGAUUCGUUAUUUUUAGAUAGAAUUCAAUCUUUUAGCAUUUUUUUCGUAACAGAAGAGAUUGAAUGUUCUAAUCCCCAUAAAUUUUAAGACAGGCGUUUUCUUUUACCAUAAAGAAUCUUUUAAAAUAAAUACGAUUAUUAUGAAAUCGUAAUUUUUCUUGUGUUUUACUAUAUGGGUAAAUCACUGCAACAAAUAGUUUUUGAACAUUUUAUGCACUUCAAAAAAUUUGAUGGUCGCAAAUAGAUACGACCAUACAAUAAUUGUCGUUCUUUUCUUUCUGGUUUAACCCAGAGAUAUCUUUGGUAAAGAAAUUAGUCGUAGAAAACACAUCACUGGAAUUGAAAAUAAAAUUCCGCACAAGCAGUAAUAUUCUUUGUAAUCAAAUAUAUAAGUCAUAUUGCGUUAGAAAUAAUUCAACUGUUAUAUAUUUGGUCGUGGUUUUACCAAACGCCUUGUUUCACAAGACUUAAUUCGUGUUAUGCACGAAUUCCAAUUGCUGAAAAAUGAUGUUUAUUCGUCGCUUUCUUGGUCUUCGACUGCGUCAGAAAUUUCAUUUUGUAGUUCAGCCCAUUUGGGCAUACCUACACUUUAUUGAAGCCAAAAUUGAUUUAUUUUUCUUCUGAGGUCGAGUAUGUUUCAAAUAUAUGCAAAUUUUUUCCGCACCCCCUGUGUAUCCAAAAAGGGCGACCAUGAAAAUCAGGAUAUUAACACCAAAGGUCAUAUCUCCCCAGCCAUGGGAGGAAGGGCACUACCUUGGGUCAAAAUUUUAGUACUCGUGAAUACUUAUCCAACGGUAUACAUAACAUUCACAUUUGUCUACAUUAUAUUCGAAAAACCAUUACAAGAAAAAAAUUAAAUUUGUUGGUCAAAAAAAUAAGUUUAUCCCCGUUUUCUGGGCCAAUGGGUGGAUUUAUCAAUGGGGUGUGUUGGUGAAAGUUGUAGAGCGACUCAUGAGGAACAAUUUUGCUGCAGACCAUUUUGCCCCAUCUUGCUUAACUUAAAAAUACACAGUCAAGAAGACAUUUUUGUCCCAUUCAAGAAACUGGCCACCAUUUUUAUGAGUCAUUAAAAAAAAAAUUAUGACGCGAUAUCGAAAAAUGGCUUUUGCAGCUUUGAAAUAGACACAAUUUACUAACUAUUCAAUAUAUUUACCUUCAAAUAAUGUUAAAAACACUUCAAACUGUGGGUGUGUGGAAAUUGUUCGAAAAAACUUUUUUUUUGAAAAUUUCAGACCAAUUUCACAAACAAGCGAUGCGUCUAUUCUCUUCGGAAUACUACCAAAAGUGAGCGUUCGUUGAGCUAAUCGUUUGGUAGUAAUUACAUCUCGCUGCUACUGCCAGAUGUCAAAAAUACUGGACUGUCCCAUUCAAGAAGAUGUCCCAUUCAUGAAGACAUUCCCUUAAUCGCUACAGCUCAUGCUUUUAUUAGCUUUUAUUAUAAUUUUUCAUAGUAAUACCAAUUUUAUUUUAAUAUUUAGUAGAAAUGUAUCCAAUUUAGACAACAGUAUUUUUGAAGAAUUGUAUGUAUAGCGAAUAGUGGUGGUCACGGUCGGAGGCCGCAGAGCGCCACUUCGAAGUCAUUAGGGCUGGUGGCUAGGCUAUUCGAUUCGGGAGUGUCUCACUGCUUGUCAAAUUGUAAAUGAAUUGUAUAAUGUUAUUCAGUCUGUGAUUAGACGGUGAAAUAAUUAUUAUUAUUAUUAUUCUGCACCAUACAGCGUUUCUUCGCCAUAGGUGGUUUAUUUGGUAUAAAUAUUUGGUUAUAUAUUUACAAUAUUUAUAAUGAAUUCGUAUUUUCAGUCUCUCCAAGUUCUAUUUCUUCUAAAAUAAUCAGUUAUUCUUUGCUUGACAGUGUUUGUGCUAACAUUAAAAUCAAUUAAAUAAGUUUUAUAUUCAAAAAAA
Molecule: messenger RNA, 3343 nt
Organism: Sitodiplosis mosellana (orange wheat blossom midge)
Lineage: Eukaryota; Metazoa; Arthropoda; Insecta; Diptera; Cecidomyiidae
Exons: 4
Coding region: 111-635 (174 amino acids)
Source: RefSeq, a predicted model, not a curated record